GAAAGAGACACCCCUCUUCACUGGGCAGCACAAUUGGGCCUGACAGAAACGUUGCCUUUCCAUCUGAGAGAAACUGGCGUGGACAGUCGCAGCAGUUUUGGCAAGACGCCCCUGCAUGAGGCGUCAGGUGGCGGACACACGUCAACUGUGCAAUUGCUGCUGGACAGAGGCGCAUCUGUGGCUGCGGCUGACAGGUGGAGAGGGACGCCCCUGCAUGGGGCGUCAAAUGGCGGACACACGUCCACUGUGCAAUUGUUGCUGGACAGAGGCGCAUCUGUGGCUGCGGCUGACUGGGACGGCAACACGCCCCUGCAUUUUGCGUCAUGGGCCGGACACACAUCAACUGUGCAAUUGUUGCUGGACAGAGGCGCAUCUGUGGCUGCGGCUACCCGGGACGGCUGGACGUCCCUGCAUCGGGCGUCAGGUGGCGGACACACGUCAACUGUGCAAUUGUUGCUGGACAGAGGCGCAUCUGUGGCUGCGGCUACCCAGUUUGGCAAGACGCCCCUGCAUGAGGCGUCAGGUGGCGGACACACGUCAACUGUGCAAUUGUUGCUGGACAGAGGCGCAUCUGUGGCUGCGGCUGCCAUGGAGGGCAACACGCCACUGCAUCGGGCGUCAGAGGGCGGACACACGUCCACUGUGCAAUUGUUGCUGGACAGAGGCGCAUCUGUGGCUGCGGCUACCCGGGUGGGUGACUCCACGGCAUUGUUUUGUCAAGCAACCUUUCCUGCGGAGUGA
This is a messenger RNA of Ostreobium quekettii, 741 nucleotides long. NCBI's taxonomy places the organism in Eukaryota, Viridiplantae, Chlorophyta, Ulvophyceae, Bryopsidales, Ostreobiaceae. The record is from the annotation of a GenBank genome assembly.